GAAGCCCUACCUUAGUUGUAUAAGUUACCAUCGACCACGAGCCCUCAGCAGCAAGCAGCUCCAGAUGAGAUCACCGUUCCGAAUCAGAAUUGAGCAUCCGCUGCUGGUUCCAACUCAAGCAAGGGGAGCAUUCCUCUGACCUCUCCUCUCCAACUCCCCAUGAAGGUAUGUAGCCUUCUGCAACGCUCCCCUCCUGCCAACUGCGAGGCCCCGACGGGCCAGUCCCAUCCGCUGCCCACUCCUCCCGGCCGUGGGCGUGUCUCUUCCGCUGUUGCACGCGAGCAUCAGAUGCCCCGUUCCACGGCGUUUCUUGCCAAAAAAUACAACGCAGACCAUACCUCUGACAUCCACUGACUGUUCUUCUCCUCUGCAGACCUCAUCUAGACCUCGAGACAUUGGCGGGAGCUUCGCCAGCAGACGGGGACAUGGUGCUCAACUUUCGAUAAGUGAUACAAAUCACCACGUUACUGAAGCAAUCGGAGACAUGUACGGCGAUGAUGACUACUCAAAGCGCGAUUCAAGGCCUUUGAGCUUCGUUGGCUCGCCGCUGCAUGAAUCUGUCGACCCCGACGACGCGUAUUUUGACGCCGCUCUGACCAAUAGUCCCUCGAGGCCGGGAGUUUCGCCGCAUAUAAAUGGGAGCACGCCAACGAAGUCGCACACCUCACCCGCGAUGCUGCAGGGCCCCCGGAGCAGUGGCUUUGAGAAAGGGCAGCUAUCGCCUUCGAUGUCGCUCAGGGAUCGAAAUGGAUCUGAUACGUUGAAUGCGCAGUUCCCUCUCAACGAUAUCGACUACGAGUCCGAUCCAACCGCCAUCGCGCAGGAACUCAACAACCUCCAGGCCCUACGUCGCAUGUCUAUGGAUGUUGGGAAUACAAGUGAUCCAGAUUUGCCGUCUUUUCAGGGUGUGUCUCUGAUGCCUUCGGUCGCUCCUACUGGCGACGAUGAUGAGGAUGAUCCUUCAAGGCUCUUUUGGGUCCCAGCCCGGGUGCAUCCAGAGCUUGCUCCUAUGGAAUUUAAGACCUUUCUUGAGAACAGGGUGAACUCGAUCAAACGAAGGUCUGGGGAACAAGCGUCGCUGUCUCCGGAUGGCCUGGAACGAAGUGGGUCCUCGGGCAGUUUGAGAAGGAAGAAGUCAAUGUUGUCACGGCAGAUCGACAAUGAUGGUGGACGGGGGGCUAUCGGGUACAAAGAUGGUGCGGAUCAGUUGGAGAGAAAGAAGUCCCAAGCAGCUCCGCAAGUUCCUGAGCUGAAGAUCUCCGAUUUGAAGGAGUUGGAUGCUCUAGUUAGGGAUCCUUCAAUGGCGAUGCAGAAAUUGACCCUGGACCCUGGUGCUAGAAAUGUGGGUGGUGGGGAAGUGUCAGUGGAAGAGGAUAUGCCAAUAUUACCGAAUGCUCCUGGAAUCGGGCUGAGGAGAUCUACAAGGACAACAUACCGGAGAGGUAGUUUAAGGAAAGGCGAACGAGUGCCAUUUUCCAAGAGAGCUGGAUCUCUGCGUGAGGACAAGACUGACGGAGAGGAAUCUCCUAUAUCAUCGCCAGUGGAUGGUAAACCGUCAAUAGGAUUUCCCUUGACAAGGGUGCAGUCAGAACCUGCAACCACAGAAAACUUUUCAAGGCCGAACCGUGGGGGCCGCCGAUUGCAGAACAUCACCCAAACGAGCCCGGUCUCUAAUACUGAGAGCGGUCCGGAAGAGAUCUCAUUCGAAGCCAUUCCCACGCCUGCGGUCAGCCACGAUUCACCUCAACCGCCACAAUUAGGCCCAGUCCAAAGGAGCAACACUUCCCCCCGGAAUGAUGCACCGGUUCCACGCAUAAUCGAAACCCCGCCGCCUCCUGAAGAACCAUCAGAGCCUCCACCACCUAGACACCAGUUCCCUGAAAGGUCAUCAUCACAAACACCCCCAGCUCCGCCUGCAAGAUCAAGCAAGCGACCUCCACUCGAUCGGAAACCUCCAGUUCCAACACCGAGCGUUGUGAAUUCGUCACCAACCUUGAAUGAUAUGGUUCAACACCCCUCGCCACUCCCAGGAAGCUCAGCAAGGACAGAUACUCUAACAUUCAUCCCCACAAUUGAAGAGAAGAAGCCAGAAAGGAAGUCAAAGAAGGAUAAGGACGAUGACAGCUCAGGAUCGAGGAAACCUAGUUGGGGUUGGUUUAAAGGGAGCGACGAGAAGGACAAGAAGGACAAGAAGAAAGAGGACGAUCACAAACGAAACAAAACAAAGAUGGGGUUGGACAAAUCCCAUGAUAAUGCGCGCCUGGAUGUUUUACAAUCUACAUUGGAGACUGCCCCUCGAGGCCGAGAAAGCUUAGUACUGGACCGUGAAAGUAUGGACUACAGGUUACAAGACGAAAGGAAAAAGGAGAGCAGCCGCAAAUCUGGCGGAGAGAACAAGAAAGAGAAAGAGAAAGAAGGCCUCUUCUCCUCCUUUUUUGGUGGCAGCAAAAAGAAGACUGACCGAGAUUCCGGUGGAAAGAAGGGAAGCUCACUUCGGGCAUUAUCUCCUGAUCCACCACAUCGUCCACUGAAACCCGAUGUUGACUACAAUUGGACACGAUUCUCUAUCCUUGAAGAAAGAGCUAUUUACAGGAUGGCACAUAUCAAACUGGCGAACCCUCGGCGAGCGUUAUACAGUCAGGUAUUGUUGAGUAAUUUCAUGUACUCAUACUUGGCCAAGGUACAGCAAAUGCACCCACAGAUGCAGAUUCCUCAGACCGCGCUCCAGAAGAAACAGGAUGCCGAACGAAGGGCAAGGGAGCAAGAACAGCAAUAUCGGAUUGUAGAUGAAGAGCAAUUGCAACAAGAACAGCCAGCCUCAAGUGGAGAGCAAUACCGAUAUGACUAUCAUCAGGGUAUUACACAGUAUGCAGAGCCGGUUCAACCUGCCAAGCAGGAAGGGGUGAAUUAUGUCGAUGAUUCGCAAAUCUACGACUACGAUCACCAAGGCGAGGAUGCUUCCAACGGGCAAGGAUCCCAUCGGCCUCAAUCACGGGCCUCUCAGCAUAACUCGGAGAACGGGUAUGGAGACCAUGGACACCACUCACGCCAAGGGAAAGAAUACUACCCGUAUGGGCGAUCGGACCCACCUGAUCACCACGAAGAGGAUGACGACAUGUGGUGA
Molecule: messenger RNA, 3124 nt
Organism: Hyaloscypha bicolor E
Lineage: Eukaryota; Fungi; Ascomycota; Leotiomycetes; Helotiales; Hyaloscyphaceae
Exons: 2
Coding region: 485-3124 (879 amino acids)
Biological process (GO): positive regulation of G2/M transition of mitotic cell cycle; establishment of cell polarity
Cellular component (GO): cytoplasm; cell septum
Source: RefSeq, a predicted model, not a curated record